AGCAAAGAUGCGCCGAGCACUCGUUGCCGCCGCCAAGAACGGUGUCGCGUUCCCGUACGAGAAGGACAGCUCUGCGCUCGUCCUGUCAUGCCCUCAAGGUGUCUACAGCGCCGCGCGCACCGUCCAUUCCACGUUUGUGUUUGCGCUCGAUAGCCACUUGAAGCGACUCGUGCAACCAACCAAGGCCAUUGUGAAGGAUGCCACCGACGACGAACUGGCGAGACGAAUUGCACCGCGAGUGCUUGCGACCCUCCGCGCUGCCAUGGUCGAUCUUAAAAGCCAUCAUACCCUUCCCGAUGACCAGGAGUUCAAACUGACCAUGAUCAUGCAGCCGUAUCCAACUGCAACCAACAUGACUGAAGUGGUCGAGGGCCAAGGCGACAUCCUUUGUCAUGUGGGUCUCCUUUGCCCCAAGGAAUCGUCAAAUGUCAAGGUGGAAGUGGCCGGGCAGCCUCGCAACAACCCACUGGUUAAGGACCUGCAGUGGGCAAAGGACCGACAGGCACUGUACGAAGCGAUGACUCCUGGGACGGAAGAGAUCAUUUUGAUGGACCCAAAGACGCGCAGACUGUUCGAAGGCUCCCAAACGAACUUCUUUGUCGUACAGAACAACGCUGUCGUGACGGCCGAAGAAGGCAUUCUCAAGGGCACCAUGCGAGAUCUGGUUCUUGAGAGCUGCGCGACACUCAGCAUUCCGGUGGAACUACGAUCGCCUAGCUUGGACGAAAUCGACGAAUGGAGCGGCGCGUUCAUCACGAGCACGUCCCGGGUGAUCAUGCCGAUUCAAACGUUCGUGUACCACGUUCCGGCGGAAGGAGGAGGAAGCGCUCGUCGGGAGAAAACGUUGUCGUCUUGCUCGAUUGUUCAUGCUCUGUAUCAGCACAUGUUCAAGACGGUGCAAUCCCACGCGACCAAAGUGUUUGAUUAGAAAACGAAAAUAUAGCCAAUCACCUUGCAAGAAGAUUAAGUACAUCUAAUCAAACGAUAAUACAAAAUUCGAAGAGCCAA
Messenger RNA from Aphanomyces invadans, 1008 nucleotides. RefSeq lists its product as hypothetical. NCBI's taxonomy places the organism in Eukaryota, Oomycota, Saprolegniomycetes, Saprolegniales, Verrucalvaceae. The record is from RefSeq and is a predicted model, not a curated record. The transcript is spliced from 7 exons. The coding region runs from base 8 to 928 and encodes 306 amino acids. Gene Ontology annotation, molecular function: catalytic activity.